AAGAGACUUAAGCUCUGGGGAAAAGCUGCUAAUGUUAAAAUAACUUAUUUUUUAUUUAUUUAUUUUUUGCCUGAAGCUUGCGAGGUAGCUGGUGGAAUGAGAAGAUGAAUUCAAUGAAGAGGCCUGGCACAGCUCUAUCAUUUGUGACAGAGUUUGAGGGAUCUGGACAGAUAAACCCAAGUCCUGCCACAAGCAAAAACGAUGACCUACUGUUUGAACCUUACAUUUCUCCACAAAAUCUGAGAGAUUUGUCUGGAUCGGAUGAUUUACAGCAAGUCACAAGUCUGGAGAUGUGUGUUGACACGCGGCUGAAUACUUUGGGCAAUUUUGGUGUGUACUUGCCCAAUCUUGUGCAGCUGAAAAUGAAUAACAGUUUGAUCUUAUCUGUGCGGGAUCUUGGAACCACUCUGUCCCACCUCCAAGUGCUCUCGCUGGUUCGAUGUGGCCUGACUGACUUGGACGGAAUCCCAUCUUUCUCCUCACUAAAGGAGUUGUAUGUGGCCUACAACAAAGUGUCAGACCUGAGCCAGAUAAGCAUGCUGGAGCAACUGAAGGUGCUGGACCUCGAGGGGAAUGAUGUGGAUGACCUGGUCCAAGUCCAGUACCUGGGUCUGUGUGGGCAGCUUAGAAGCCUGACCCUAGAUGGAAACCCUGUACGCACAUGCCUCCAUUCAGGAGCAUCACAGGUGCCAGAGUACAACUACAGGUCUGCUGUGAGGAAGUUAAUUCCACAGUUGCAGUUUCUGGAUGAUGCUCCAGCAGAAGAGGAGGAGCAUCACUGCUCCAGCACUAGGAUGGAGGACUGGGCUUUGCUUAAGGAGUCCAUUACAGACAUUGCUCCCAUUACAGACACUGUCGAUGACUGUGUAGAACUCCUAGGUGACUCAAAAAAGCAGAGAUGCACAAGUGCAUGUGACUUGGCCCGACCUGGUUCUGCCCAGCGCCCAAGCACCAGCAUUUGUUUUGGUAGUUUCUCUAGUCGUCCUAGCACAGCCAGGCCUUCCUCGUCUGGAGCUAGCUCUAGACCCAGCUCAUCUGGUUCCGAUGCAGACACUCUGGACCACCAGACCAGCGAUCUUACACAUGGUGUUGGGAAGGUUCUCUUCUGUGGCAAUCCUCUGCAAGUUAUUCGAGCUAGGCGACAGAAGAAUAAUACAGGAGUGUCACAGCCACAGGGUCCCAGCUCUCAUUCUCGGCCAUGUACUCAGCUGGGCAGCUAUGUUCCUGAGCACACGUACAAUAUUGAAGUGUCAAGCAGUCAGGACAGAACUGAUAUAUUUGCUGAACUCAUAGCCUGGAGGAAAGAACACAGCAAACGUCUUCUGGCCAUUGAGCGUGAACGUCAGCCACAAGUGAUGAGAAUCAUGCACAGUGAUGAUGAUAACGAUGAUGAUGAUGCUAAAAACAGCGGUAAUGAUUGUGAUGAAGGAGCCUGUAGUCUAAGCCUUAUCAGUGACCGAGAAGAGGAAGAGGAAAGAGAUGGAGAAACCGCUUUAUGUCGCAGAGAUACAGAGUCUCCCGAUUCCUUAUUACACUGUCCUUCACCAGAUGUGUCCAGGCUGUCUUUAUCAGACCACACUAUGUCUCCUUCUCCACCACCCAAAGCUGAUGUGCCCUCCACUGGCAGGAGGAUAGCAGAGAUCCGAGCCCGUAGACUUAGAGUCAGUAGCUCAGUGGUUGGUCUACAAGGGCCUGUGGAGGAAAUCCUUGUAUCGGAUCCAACAGCAUCAAGAAUGAAUAUUCAGCCUGCUCCGCCUCAAACAUUUCAUAAGCCUCAUCGACCAGACUCCAGCCCUGUGAUCCGAUCGCCUAGAGAACCCAGUUUAGGAAACAGUUUAGCCAUCGGCCAGCACCAGCCAAUCAUUUGCUCUUCGAUUUCUGAGAGACUGAAUCCCACACGUCCUCGUACAGCGAGAGCUGCUCUACAGAGACUAGCUGUCCUCCCUGACAGAGGAAGUUCUCAACUAAAAUGAGAACGUUUGCUCCUGAGACACUAUGGACUAUGUGUAUAUGUGGUAUAUGAAGGUCAUUUUAUUUUAAAUGUAAUAAUGUUCAGGUAAAAGAUACUGCUGUAUCUGUAUAAAAUGAUGACAUUUAAGUCAUUCUUGAAGCAAUUCCUCAGGAAGAGUUUUAAAAUAAAGAUAAUUUAUGGUGAA
This is a messenger RNA of Trichomycterus rosablanca, 2156 nucleotides long. It is a transcript of the gene lrrc56, whose product is annotated as leucine rich repeat containing 56. The transcript has 13 exons. Lineage: Eukaryota; Metazoa; Chordata; Actinopteri; Siluriformes; Trichomycteridae. Gene Ontology annotation, molecular function: protein binding. The record is from RefSeq and is a predicted model, not a curated record. Bases 105 to 1973 code for a protein of 622 amino acids.